Messenger RNA from Rhizoctonia solani, 3225 nucleotides. Its product is annotated as Retrotransposable element Tf2 protein. The record is from RefSeq and is a predicted model, not a curated record. The transcript is spliced from 2 exons. The coding region runs from base 1 to 3225 and encodes 1074 amino acids. NCBI's taxonomy places the organism in Eukaryota, Fungi, Basidiomycota, Agaricomycetes, Cantharellales, Ceratobasidiaceae. Gene Ontology annotation, molecular function: nucleic acid binding. Gene Ontology annotation, biological process: DNA integration.
AUGCACCCUUGCACUGCGGAAUCACUCUGCCUUCCACUCAUUGACCUCCCUACACCCCGCACCGUCACAAUGCUCAAUGGGUCAAGCCCCCAGGCUGGUAAAAUCUGGAAGAAGGCCACUCUAACCUUCUCCUUAGAUGGCAAACAAAUAACCAAGACCUUCCUGAUUUGCAAUACAGGGUCCCAUGCCACCAUCUUGGGAUUGAAGUGGCUAGACGCCCAUAACCCGGAAAUCAAUUGGAACCAACGCACACUCUCCUUUCCCCACACACCACCGGAACACGCUGCUAUUGCCAAGGAGGAGGAAGCUGAUAAGAACCCUCUUGAAGGAGUACCCCCUGAAUACCACCAGUAUGCCAAGGUAUUUGGGGAAGAAGAAUUCAACAAGCUUCCCCCCCACAGGCAUUACAAUAUUGGCAUAGAACUUACGGAAGAAGGCCCCUUGAACUCACCCUUAUACAGCAUGACCAAUGCCGAGUCCGUCACACUUAAGGACUGGCUCAGGGACGAGCUCAAGGCUGGGAAGAUCCGUCCCAGCAAAUCAUCAAUUAGUUCCCCCGUAAUGUUUGUUCCCAAAAAGGAUGGUUCCCGCCGACUGGUUGUCAACUACUGCCGAUCAAACAACCGGACAAAAAAAAAUGUAUAUCCAUUACCCCGUCCAGAUGACCUUAUGGCCCAGCUCCGCGGCGCCAAGGUCUUCACCAAGCUAGACCUGAGAUGGGGUUACAACAAUGUCCGCGUUAAGGAAGGUGACAAAUGGAAAACAGCGUUCCAAACCAAGUACGGUCUCUACAAAUCCCUGGUCAUGACCUUUGGCCUGACAAAUGCCCCUGCCGCCUUCCAGCAUUUCAUGAAUGAACUGUUCAAAGACUUACUGGACGUAUGCGUCAUCAUCUACCUUGAUGACAUCCUGAUUUACUCCAGAGAUGACGCGUCCCACACAAAGCAUUUAUUCUGCAAAGCAUCGAAGUGUACAUUCCACGUUACCUCUGUGGAAUACCUGGGAAUCAUUGUUUCAGAUAAGGGUUUCAGUCUGGAUAAGCUCAAAAUCCAGGCAGUACAAGAAUGGCUGGUACCAACUAAAGUCAAAGAAGUCCAAUCAUUCCUAGGAUUUGCCAACUUCCUUUGUUGUUUUGUCGCCAACUUCAGCCACCUGGCUAGGCCGUUACAUAACCUAGUCAAGAAAGACACGCCGUGGAAAUGGGACAUCAAGGAACAAGAAGCCUUCCAGGGAUUGAAAGAUGCUAUCACCAACGCCCCAGUUCUUUGUCACGCCGACCCAUCAAAACCCUACUUUUUAGAAACGGAUGCCUCCGGCGCAGCUCUAGGGUCCAUACUCAGUCAACGACAGGAAGACGGCCGUCUACACCCCCUAGGAUUCUUGUCUGAAUUGUUCAAAGGCGCCAAGCAAAACUACAACACCCACAACAAGGAACUCCUGGCCAUCAUCCAAUCGUUUGAGUAUUGGCGCAUCUUUUUGGAAGGGACACUCCACCCCAUCACAGUUUUCACAGACCAUUGGAAUCUAGAAUAUUGGAGGGAGUCAAGAACGUUCAAUCGUUGCCAUGCACAAUGGCACCUGCUACUAGCCAGGUACAAUUUCCAGAUUGUCUACCAACCUGGGAAGCAAUCAGGGAAACCAGACGCCCUUUCACGCCAUUCAGACCACACUGACAUUCCACCUGCGGAUCAAACCAUGCUCCCGGACCCCGUAUUCGCCAACAUUGCCCUAGUAACUCCCAAAAAAGAGCUACAAUGCCAGAUCGAGACUUCUCUAGACCAGGAUGAAUCCUUGGAAGAGAUCUUGCAGUUCCUACAAAAUGAGUCCAAGGCACCACCCUCCAUUAAACGCGCAUUCAAGGAUUAUGAAAUGGAGGCUGGCCUAUUGUUUUACCAAGGACGGAUUGUAGUACCGGAUGUAGGAACCUUAAGAACGGAUUUGCUCAGAAUCUUCCACGAUAGCCCAUUGGCGGGCCACCCAGGCAGACAGAGGACCCUAGAGUUAGUGUCCAGGACUUACUACUGGCCCGGCAUCCGUGCCGACACAUACUGGCACGUUGACUCAUGUGAAAUCUGCCAACGGAUUUGGAAACCCAAGUAUGCGUCUAUCCCACCUCAGCCUCUGGAACUCCCAUCACGCCUGUGGCAACAUGUGUCAUACGACAUGAUAGUAGACCUGCCCAAAGACAGAAAUAGUGAUUCUAUCCUGGUCAUUGUGGAUAGUUUUACCAAGUACGUAAUCCUAGUAGAGUGUUCCAAGAAGCUCAAAGCCCCGGAGUUAGCAGACCUAUUCUUACGCCACGUAUGGAAACGCUAUGGCAUGCCUGAAAAGACAGUAUCAGACCGCGGACGGGUGUUUAAUAACAAAUUCCUGAAGGCCCUGUACCAACGCCUGGGAAUAGACCCCCACUUCUCUUCGGCCUAUCAUCCUCAAAGCAACGGGCAAACAGAACGUGUGAACCCCACGGUCAAACACUUUUUACGGGCCUACUCAGGGGUAAACCAGAAAGACUGGGUCAAGUGGUUACCAAUGGCGGAAUUUGCCUACAACAACGCGGUACAUAGCUCAACAGGCAGAUCUCCCUUUAAAGCGCUAUACGGUUGGGAACCUUCCUUGACUCCAAGUAACGUCCCAACAGAUGUCCCUGAGGCACACAAUCUAGCAACCCAGAUGGAAGCACAAUGGCGGGAAAUAGAGGCAGCACUCCGGCAAUCAAAGUCACGCAUGGUGGCCGGAGAAGUAGGAGAACCACUUGAGUUUGAAAUUGGGGAAGAAGCCUGGCUAGACGCCAAAAACAUGAAGCUAAAGACCCUUAGUCCAAAGCUAACCAAACAACGCCUAGGCCCCUUCAGAGUAACCGAGAAAAUCUCCGACAGAGCUUACCGCCUAGAACUCCCGCCAACAAUGAGAAUCCACAAUGUUUUCUACGUGGGUCUUCUGUCAAAGGUCAAAAGGGACAAAAAGCGCAACUUCAAGAACCGGCCACCACCUGUCACCGUGGAUGGAGAAGAAGAAUACAAGGUUGAAGGGAUCACAGACAUGGAAGAAAGGAACAGGAAGUGGUUUUUUAGGGUAAAAUGGAAAGGCUAUGGAUCAGAGGAGAAUACCUGGGAACCAAGGGAAAACCUCAAAAACGCCAAGAAAAUCCUAGAAAAAUUUGAAAAAGAAAUGAAAAGGAAGGCCCUCGGCGCCGCCAAGGCCCUUAAAGGGGGGGCAGUGUUGUAG